AUGGGCGCUUUCUACGAGAAAGAACGCAUGAUCGCAGAGCUGGCGGUGCAAAGAGCGUCUGUCCUCACCAAACGCAUCCUCGCCGACAUCGACAAAGGCGCCUUGGACAAGAGCGACCGCACUCCCGUCACCGUCGGCGACUUUGGCGCUCAAGCACUCAUGAUCGGCGCCAUACACCACAACUUCCCAGAGGAUUCUUUUAUCGGCGAAGAAACGGCAACUGCACUACGCGAGAAUGAACAACUACGGAGCCGUGUGUGGGAUCUGGUGUCUACCACACACUUGCAAGAUAAAGAGGCGGAUGAGUUGUUAGGAACUAUUGGUUCGGCAGAGGAAAUGAUGGACACUAUUGAUCUGGGCAAUCAUCCUGGAGGCCGUAAAGGCCGCAUCUGGAUUCUUGAUCCUAUCGAUGGCACAGCGACCUUCAUGCGCAAUCAACAAUAUGCUGUCUGCUUGGCCUUGAUCGUCGAUGGUGAACAACAGGUAGGCGUCAUUGGUUGCCCAAACUUAGACCUCAGCACCGGCAAAAUCUCCGAGGAAAAUGCAGACAAUGCUGGCAAUGGCCAAAUGCUCUCUGCAAUCAAGGGCCGAGGCGCGAGUAUCAGGCCCUUGGGUCAUGCAGGCCUCCAACCCUCCACGCCAAUCCCCAGACGCGAAGACAUCUCCACCGACCCCAAAUCUCUAGACUUCGUCGAGUCCGGAAACAGCAAAUCCGUCGAUCUAGACUUUCACCGCAAAGUCGCGGAAAAACUCGGCGCACCAUGGCCAGGCACCGACAUGUGGUCAUCCCAAAUGCGCUAUAUCGCCAUGGCAGUAGGAGGUGGUGAUAUUAUGCUCCGUUUCUACAGCAAAAAAGGUCACAAAUCCUACGUCUGGGAUCAUGCAGGCGGAUUCCUGAUAUUCGAGGAGGCGGGAGGCAAAGUCACGGAUUUGGAUGGUAAGGCUAUUGAUUUUGGGGCUGGAAGGAGGUUUGAGAAUAAUAGUGAGAUGGUUGCUGCUCCCGAGAAGGCGCAACCAGGCAUCCUGAGGUUGGUCAAUGAGAUGAUUGGGGCUUAA
This is a messenger RNA of Aureobasidium melanogenum CBS 110374, 1056 nucleotides long. RefSeq names its product myo-inositol-1-monophosphatase. The record is from RefSeq and is a predicted model, not a curated record. Bases 1 to 1056 code for a protein of 351 amino acids. NCBI's taxonomy places the organism in Eukaryota, Fungi, Ascomycota, Dothideomycetes, Dothideales, Saccotheciaceae. The transcript has a single exon. Gene Ontology annotation, biological process: sulfate assimilation. Gene Ontology annotation, molecular function: 3'(2'),5'-bisphosphate nucleotidase activity.